Molecule: messenger RNA, 1890 nt
Organism: Bubalus bubalis (water buffalo)
Lineage: Eukaryota; Metazoa; Chordata; Mammalia; Artiodactyla; Bovidae
Gene: WNT10A
Product: Wnt family member 10A
Exons: 4
Coding region: 19-1272 (417 amino acids)
Biological process (GO): multicellular organism development; canonical Wnt signaling pathway; cell fate commitment
Cellular component (GO): extracellular region
Molecular function (GO): cytokine activity; frizzled binding
Source: RefSeq, a predicted model, not a curated record
CAUCACGGCCUGCGCGCGAUGGGCAGCACUCACCCUUGCCCCUGGCUGCGGCUCCGACCUCGGCCCCAGCCGCGGCCCGCGCUCUGCGCUCUCCUCUUCUUCCUACUGCUGCUGGCUGCCUCCGUGCCCAGGUCUGCACCCAACGAUAUCCUGGGCCUCCGCCUCCCCCAGGAACCUGUGCUCAACGCCAACACGGUGUGCCUGACAUUGCCAGGCCUGAGCAAGCGGCAGAUGGAGGUGUGUGUGCGCCACCCUGACGUGGCUGCUUCAGCCAUCCAGGGCAUCCAGAUUGCCAUCCAUGAGUGCCAGCACCAGUUCCGGGAUCAGCGCUGGAAUUGCUCUAGUCUGGAGACUCGAAACAAGAUCCCUUAUGAGAGUCCCAUCUUCAGCAGAGGUUUCCGAGAGAGUGCAUUCGCAUACGCCAUCUCGGCAGCCGGCGUGGUGCACGCGGUAUCCAACGCCUGCGCCCUGGGCAAACUGAGGGCCUGCGGCUGCGACGCGUCCCGGCGCGGCGACGAGGAGGCCUUCCGUCGGAAGUUGCACCGCCUGCAGCUGGAAGCGCUGCAGCGCGGCAAGGGCCUGAGCCACGGAGUUCCCGAGCACCCUGCCCUGCCCCCGGCCAGCCCCGGCCUGCAGGACUCCUGGGAGUGGGGCGGCUGCAGCCCUGACGUGGGUUUUGGAGAGCGCUUCUCUAAAGACUUUCUGGACUCCCGGGAACCUCACAGAGACAUCCAUGCGCGCAUGAGGCUCCACAACAACCGAGUAGGGAGGCAGGCGGUGAUGGAGAACAUGCGGCGGAAGUGCAAGUGCCAUGGCACGUCAGGCAGCUGCCAGCUCAAGACUUGCUGGCAGGUGACGCCCGAGUUCCGCGCGGUGGGGGCGCUGCUGCGCAGCCGCUUCCACCGCGCCACGCUCAUCCGCCCGCACAACCGCAACAGCGGACAGCUGGAGCCCGGUCCCGCGGGGGCACCCUCGCCCGCCCCGGGCCUUCCGGGGCCACGGCGCCGCGCCAGCCCCGCCGACCUGGUCUACUUCGAGAAGUCGCCCGACUUCUGCGAGCGGGAACCGCGCCUGGACUCGGCCGGCACCGUGGGCCGCCUGUGCAACAAGAGCAGUGCGGGCCCUGACGGCUGCGGCAGCAUGUGCUGUGGCCGCGGCCACAACAUCCUUCGGCAGACACGCAGUGAGCGCUGUCACUGCCGCUUCCACUGGUGCUGCUUCGUGGUCUGUGAGGAGUGCCGCAUCACUGAGUGGGUCAGUGUCUGCAAGUGAGCGGACGGCUCUCCUCCCUCAGGCUGCUCCUCUGUGGCGUGCCAUCUUGGCCGAAAAUCACCUUGGUUCCUGGGAGUGGAGGCUGGACCACAAGAUUUUAUAGGAACCUCCCAGCCCUGAGGUCAUCAAGACUUCAAUCACAGGACAGUUCAGGCUUGCUUGGACCUCCCCACUCACUUCUGUGGUCUCCAGGACAGAUUUUGCCUCCCGGAUAUCUGCCCCAAGCUCAGACAGCUCCGUUGGGCUGGGGGUUGCCCCACACUUUAGGGCAGUGUCAGCCAGGCAUGCUCUGGGCUUGCCUCCUUUAUCUCCUCACCCCUUCCCCUGGAGUGGGAGGAAACCAAUGGAAGCUGGUGGGUAGGGGGAGGAGGAAUACAAAGAAGAAAUGGACAUCACUGAGCUGAAGUGUUUCUGCAGAGGCCUCAGAGGUUCUCCUCCACCAGCCCCUGCCCCUCCUCGUUCAUUUAACAAAUAUUUAUUUUGCACUCUUUGUGGCCUGGCACUCUGUGGGGAUGAGAGGUGCUGGGAAUACAGAUGUGAAUAAGAGACACAGCACCUACCCUCUUGGAGUUUACAUUCUGGCUGGGGAAGAUGGGCAAUAAAUAAGAAAAAGCACAA